UUUUCGAAUUCUUAAAAUAUGCCAAACGACAGAACGCCAAAAUCAACCAAAAAUGACGCCAAAAAUCCACGACAAACGUUAUCGCGCAACCCUCUUAUUAAAAUUUCUUUAACAUUUUUAAUUAAAAACAAUUAGAUUUCCAUUAUUUUUAGUUGUGUUUGUAUGUCAUCAGCGUCAGAAUAUUCCUCAGAUUUAUCAUCUUCACUUAUUUCUGGCUACACAAAUUAUUGCUCUUCCUGUAAUCAAAACAGUAAUAUUCUUACUUCUUCGUCUUCAUCUACUACUAAUUCUCGUAAAAGUAGUAGGGAAACUCUUUCACCAACAUAUUUGCUUUCUACAAGUUCCUCUGGUUCAUCGGAAAGUCUUAGAGCGCCUGCUGAAGUUUUUAAAUUGUGAUUAUUUU
This is a messenger RNA of Meloidogyne enterolobii, 403 nucleotides long. Lineage: Eukaryota; Metazoa; Nematoda; Chromadorea; Rhabditida; Meloidogynidae. The record is from the annotation of a GenBank genome assembly.